This is a messenger RNA of Parathielavia appendiculata, 858 nucleotides long. RefSeq lists its product as uncharacterized. The coding region runs from base 1 to 858 and encodes 285 amino acids. The transcript has a single exon. The record is from RefSeq and is a predicted model, not a curated record. Lineage: Eukaryota; Fungi; Ascomycota; Sordariomycetes; Sordariales; Chaetomiaceae.
AUGUCUUCUCCUCUCCCCAUCCGAACACCAAGGAAAACCCAACAACCGCGGCCAUUGGGCUCCUCGCCGGCAUCAUUUGCAGCUCCGCCGUCACCCUUCCGACCCCGAGCCAACAAGAAGAUGUCGAUCGCACAGACCUACUUCCUCGCCCACAAGGCGCGGGCAAAGCUGUCUUCGGAAGCUGCCCGCCCGGACCACAACCUUCGCCUUCUUGUCGGGCAUGCCAACCUUCUCGACUCGUUGAUGCUUGAGCUCGCCGAUGCCGAGAGGGAACAAGAAUCGUGGUUCAACCAGUCGGUCCGUGGUGCCUCCCACAGCGAGGAGAGGCACAUCCAAUGGGCCGACACCAUCGCCGAGGAGCCAGAGCAAGAAUGGCAGCCCGAGGACUCCGAGUCCGACUCAGACUCGGACUCGGACUCGGAUUCGGACUUUGACGACGAUGAGGACACUGAGAUGGCCGACGCCGUCUCGCUGAGGAGGAUACCUUCCCACGCGAUGCUGCCGCACAAGGCGGCAUACCCGUACGGCCUCGAGGCCGAUCAGGAGGAGGAGGACUACGACAUGGACGACGACGAGGAUUUUGCACAUCUGGCGCUGCAGCGGAGCCCAUCACACUCAGCGGGCUCUGCAUCAUCACCACCGGAGCUCGACGACGACUCGGACGACUCGACAGAAGACGAGGCAAUGCCGCCGUCGCCGCCAACAACCCUUCUCCCCGUAUUCGGGGAGACGCAGAAGGAGAGCAACGCAGCAUCACCAACAAACCACCCAGAGGACAAGACCGCCUUCUACGAAGAGGGGUUCUACUUGCCGCCACGAAACCCGGCGAGGCUCAUCUCGGCGAUAUCAGUUUACUGA